CAUACAUCUCCUUCACACUGUUAUCGAACAGGCGAAACAGUCCAAGAGGGAGAUGGUGAUUGCCUGGUUGGACCUCUCCAAUGCUUUUGGAUCCAUUCCUCACCCAAUUUUAAAUUGUCUAUUUCAGAGUCUACCAAUACCAGCUGAGCUUCGUCGCAUCCUAAGCGACAUCUACUCAAACAACGUCAUGGAGUUUGCAGUUGGGCAAGAUUCCGUGCAGAUUCAUCCAACGGCUGGUGUUCGACAAGGCGACCCAUUAAGCAGCGUAGUAUUCAACCUGGCUGCUGAACCCAUCAUACGGACAGCAAAAUCAAAUAACACCGGAUUCUCAGCAUUUCAAGCUAGGGUCUCAACUACAGCAUAUGCGGACGAUAUUGCCAUUGUAGGAUCGUCAAUCCGAGAAACGCAAAGAACUCUCAAUGCCAUAGAGGACACGGCAACCUCGCUAGGCUUGAAGUUCAAUCCAGGUAAGUGCACGUCCCUAACACUUAUUAACGGAAAAUCUGUUACAGACAACUCGCUGAAAAUCGGAGACGCCGAAAUCAGACCCCUGGCAGAAAACGAUCAAGAGGACUACCUAGGAACACCUCUAGGAGCUCGCCUGACCUUUCGUCCAAACACCUUUUUAGCUCAAAACUUAAUUAAAGUAGCAGAUUCUGGUUUAGCUCCCUGGCAGAAGAUAGAAGUAUACAGGAGUUGUCUUCUACCAUCGCUGUCUCAUCAUCUGGCGUCAGGAAGGGUGGAAAAGGGGGCUCUCUACGACCUUGAUGUCGCAUGCAGAGAUUUUCUACGCAGAGUUGCCAACGUCCCUAUCUCGUCUAACACGGCUUUCUUCUACGCAGACAGAAGAGUUGGGGGGCUUGGAAUGCUUCCUUUGACCGAGGAGGCUGAUAUCUGGACCAUAGCUAGAGCGAUGCAACUCCUGGACAGCGAGGACAAGACCGUUAGCGAAGUGGCUAUGGCGCAACUAGAGGAGACAAUACGACUAGGAUACGGAAAGAGAGAAGUACCAUUCCCCAUACCAAUUAACGAAUACUUGGCAGGGUCAAUGGACAAAGGUCUUGGUGCCAUAAGACAUGGAGGAGCAUCCAUGAACCUCUGGACGCGUUCGAGGAGGGCAGCUGGCCACUUGAAGAGGAUCAAGAUUGAUGUAUCCGGCGAACAGUACUCCAAAAUCAUCGCCGAUGACAUCUCUUGCAUUUCCCUGAAAGCAGUCAGAGGACUCCGAACCGCCCUGGGAGGAAGAUGGACUUCAAGGCUACUGUCAGAGCAACAAGGGAAGGUUGCAACGGGGCUUGCACUCGACAUGGCUAAGGACACAGCAGCACUCAUCUCCUGCAGAACACCUCUAACAUUUCAAGAAUGGCACUACCUCCACCAAGCCAGACUCGGAAGACUUCCAGUUAGAGGGUGUCCAGGAUCUAAGUCCACAAACAAGACAUGUCGUCUUGGUUGUGGCAAAUUGGAAACAACAGACCAUGUCGUCUGCUGUUGCCAAGUCAAUUCAGCUCUAUCCAUUAAUAGACAUAAUUCUAUCUUAGAUCUUAUGGUGACAGAAGCGGAGGCGCUCGGCCACUCCGUUUCCGUCAAUCGGGCAAUUGACUCCACCGGAAUGCGACCUGACAUCGUUGUAACAUCGACGAACCCAGCUAUCAUUAUUGACGUGACGGUGCCACUCAGCAGUGCAGAAGGGUUAGAGAGGGCAAGGAAUAAGAAGAUAGAGAAGUACAAAGACCUAGGAUCUGUACUUCCUCUAGUCGUUGGCUCUCUCGGGUCCUGGCUUCCAAGCAACGACGCCAUAUCUCUAGCCCUCAGCAUUCCUGGAAGACGAUGGAAUAACCUGAAGAGGAAGAUGAAACUCUUGGCCAUACAAGGAACGACCAGAAUAAUAGCAAAGCACUUGGCCUAUCAAACAGAAGGAAGCGAUCCACCACCCGAAGAAGAUGAAGAAACAGAAGACAACAGUCUUCUGCAACAUUCUCUUCAAGGGUUUUUUAACGUAGCGUUGACACGUCGUCUCGCGAACUUUUUCCCUUUAUAUAUAAAUGUAAAAACAUAA
Daphnia magna is the source of this 2059-nucleotide messenger RNA. RefSeq lists its product as uncharacterized. The transcript has a single exon. Bases 53 to 2059 code for a protein of 668 amino acids. The record is from RefSeq and is a predicted model, not a curated record. NCBI's taxonomy places the organism in Eukaryota, Metazoa, Arthropoda, Branchiopoda, Diplostraca, Daphniidae.